AUGGCACUUGGCAAACAACCUGGGCUGAAAUCAUUAUUUUCCCUGUCUCAGUUAGUUUUGACUUCAGGACAACUGGGGCAGGGCAUGAUACAAAAACAUUCAAGAAUUUCUUACUUAGAGGUGGAAAUUCUUGAUGCUCGGACAAAGAAGCAGAUUUGCAUCCUUGAAAAGAUGCUUCCUUCGUUUACCAUUGCUGAUGUUAAACAGAAGUUUUACAAAAUUUGUCCACAGUGGUAUCCUUCACGAGUUGGCUUACAGCUUGAAUCCAAUGGUCCUCCAUUGAAGGAAACUAAAGUCAUUAAGAACCUUGCAACCUCCUCCAUUAUCACAUUAUACUUCAGGGACUUGGGGACUCAGAUAAACUGGACCACGGUUUUUCUAACAGAAUAUACUGGGCCUCUCUUAAUCUACCUGUUGUUUUAUUUUCGCUUGCCAAAUUUGUACGAUAUAGAGGAUAAAAACUAUUGGAGUCGCCCACCUGUGGUACACUUGGCUUGCCUCUGCCACUCUCUACAUUACAUCAAGCAAAUCCUUGAAACUCUCUUCUUGCACAACUUCUCUGAUGAGAAUACUGCCCUGAAGAUGAUGCUGAAGGGCUGUGCCUUUUACUGGGGAUUCACCACAUGGAUGGCUUAUUACAUCAACCACCCUCUGUACACACCUCCCAGCUUUGGUAACAGACAAAUCAUUCCAGCCUUGGUCUGUUUCCUGGUCUGUGGAGCAGGGAAUUAUUUUACAAAUGCUGCUAUAAUCCAGGUGCAUAAAGCAGGUACCAAGAAUCAUAUUGUCAGACCAACAUACAAUCCCUUUACAUGGCUUUUUAAACUGGUCUCCUGCCCGAACUAUACGUAUGAGAUGGGAGUAUGGAUUAGCUUCACCGUUAUGACCCAAACAUUUUCAGUUGCCAUCUUCGCUCUGAUGAUCUCUCUCCAGCUGAUAAUGUGGGCUCAAAGGAAACAUUACAAAUAUCAAAAGGAUAUUAAAAAUUAUCCCAGUUACAGAACAGCUUUGAUCCCAUUUAUACUGUAA
Messenger RNA from Hypanus sabinus (Atlantic stingray), 1029 nucleotides. RefSeq names its product trans-2,3-enoyl-CoA reductase-like. The coding region runs from base 1 to 1029 and encodes 342 amino acids. Gene Ontology annotation, molecular function: oxidoreductase activity, acting on the CH-CH group of donors. The record is from RefSeq and is a predicted model, not a curated record. The transcript has 12 exons. NCBI's taxonomy places the organism in Eukaryota, Metazoa, Chordata, Chondrichthyes, Myliobatiformes, Dasyatidae. Gene Ontology annotation, biological process: very long-chain fatty acid biosynthetic process.